GAAGACAUCUGAAUUGAAAUGGCCAAAGCCGGUCGCCGCGCACGGGCGCGGGCGUUAGCAAUGGCGCGCGCUGCGGCUCAGAGGCGGCAACAACAGCAGGCCGCGGCGGAGGCCGCGCACGGCACGUCUACGAUCGAGAAAUUGCCCGCGGACAUCCUCGGCGUGCUGUUUGGUUGUCUCGGCUUUCAUGCUUCACUGGCCGCGUCACACGCGAGCAAGACUUUGCACAAGGUGCCCGACGCCGCGACGCGGGCGCGGCACCGCCUCACGCUAGGCGCGAUGCCGCACCGGUGGGGCGGAGAACGGAACCUGCGAGACCGCGACUGUGCGACGGAGUAUCUAUGCCUGGCCCCGAUCGAGACCUCGGACCCCCCGGGCCGCCCUCGGCGCCUAUAUGGUAACUGGCGAGAUGAACGACAAGAUCCCCCGGCGCCUCAGAUCGGCCCGCGAACGCUGGUCUGCGAUAGCUACCAUGAGGAGAGCCUCGAGGACUUCUUUGAUCCGAAGUACUCGCGCGUCGUGCUCCGAACGUUUACAGACCAAGGCGGCGUUUACCCCUUCAUCGUCGAGAUCGAUAAGCGCGCCGGAGAGGUCCUCGUAUACGAGUAUCCGGCCGUUGACGAGGAUGGGGAAAAACUCGAGUUCGGCGAUUUGCAGGACUUUGGUGGUAUCUUUCGGAGCGUCAAUCUUGACGAAAUGGUGCCGCUCGAGCGUUACGAGUGUGUUGGCGUCUUCGUGGGCGCUACCUGUCUAGACGAUGACGAUCGUGCUACCUUGUACAAGCCGUGGCGGUCGCCUCACUUUGGCGGUUCGAUUCUGCUGCAGAUGCCGGUGACCGACCACGAUGGGCAACGGUACGGCUACGUGUUUAUCGGUGACUGCUGUCGCUACUUUGAAACGCCCGAGCCUAUCACGCGGUACUUUGCUAAUGUGUCGGGCAUGAGCCACCAAAGCGAAAUUGCUUUGACGGCGACCUAUGCUCUCUUCCCGACCAAGUGGCGUUGGCAUGACGGGAAACGUUCUAUGCCAUACGCCAGCCGGGCGGUCUUCGUAGAUUUUUAUCGCAAUCACUAUGAGCGCUUGGAGAGCGAGUACGGCGAAAACGUAUGGGAGCUCUGCCAGGCCUGUUGCCACGAAACUAUUCCUAAGCCGCAUCCCUAUUUGUCAGUCACGAUACACCGCUGGAGUUUCCAUUAUUACGAUUGGAAACGAAUCUUCGAAUGGCAGCGCAAGUUAUCGGGAGAUGAAUAUGAUUUUCAGCAGAAGAGAUGGAUUCCGGGCCCUCGGCCCCACACCGUCAAUGAUGUGAUAGAGUUUCUACAGGAGGAUUGGGCUGAGCGUUGCGACUAUGUAGGCUACGGACGGGGUCCGGAAGGGGGACACUAA
Molecule: messenger RNA, 1386 nt
Organism: Pelagomonas calceolata
Lineage: Eukaryota; Pelagophyceae; Pelagomonadales; Pelagomonadaceae
Source: the annotation of a GenBank genome assembly